This is a messenger RNA of Colletotrichum godetiae, 1455 nucleotides long. RefSeq lists its product as uncharacterized. The coding region runs from base 1 to 1455 and encodes 484 amino acids. The transcript has 5 exons. NCBI's taxonomy places the organism in Eukaryota, Fungi, Ascomycota, Sordariomycetes, Glomerellales, Glomerellaceae. The record is from RefSeq and is a predicted model, not a curated record.
AUGACGAGCACGCCGACGCCUUCAUGCACACAGGAUACAGCUGCUCGAUCGCCGGGGCGGACUUCACAUACUGCAGCAACGUCUCAGAGACUCAAGAAGAGAGAGUACGAUCGCAAAGCCCAAAGAGUUGCUCGCGAAAAAACGAAGAACCGAAUAGCUCAGCUCGAGAGCCUGGUGGAGAAAUUGAGCCAUCAAGAUGACACUGCUACCACGGCAUCGCUCAUGGCGGAGUUGUCAAAGGUUACUGAACAGAGGAAUAAGCUUAUGAGAUGUCUUAAAACAACGUCUUCUCUAUUUAACGAUCAUGUGAAGGAGGCCGAAUCAUGGGGUUCAACGGGGAUGGUCUGUGACAUACCUUCUCCACCAAAGCCGCCAUUGAUUGAAGAAGUUUCGCCGAAGCAUCCGAGCCCAGGAUCCUCAACUUCUCCAGCAUACUCAUCAGCGCCUGUCUUUGAUGGCUCAACCGACGAUGUUCUUGAGAGGGAAAUAGGGGAUGACAUGGAUAGCUUCAUGGACGAAUCUUCUCUUGACAUCAGCCAACUACUAGGCGACUCAAUGUUUCAGCCAGACUUCACAGCGCCUGUGCCAUUAGAAGACACGCAUGAGCGACAGAUGACGGCCGUUACGCUCGAUACACCCACCCCAAGGAAGAAGCAGCAACUCACCACAAAACACCGACAACAUGCGUCUAAAUGCCAUUGCUCGUCAACCACCCGAGUCCGACGACUCUCGGAUGGCUCACAAGGAGAGACUAUCGAGGAUGUUCCUGUCCACGCCGUGCUUCACGGCUGGGACAGCAUAGCCCACUCGGGCAGGAUGACGCCUUUAUGGAGGAAAGUUCGCCAGCUCGAUGAACUGUGUUUCUCGGCAUGUGGUCAGGCAGAACGCCUUGCUGUUCUUUUCAUUAUCCAUCUUCUUAUGAGGGCAUAUGCAGAUCCGACGCUGGUGAAGUCUGCAGUCGUACCGAUGUGGUAUCUCAAGUCGCCGUUGCAAGAGAUUUCCCACGACCCAUCAGCUGAUUACUUCGCCUGGCCAGCAUUGAGGUACCGAUUCGCUGUAGCGCCACACCGGUACUGUAGCAAUCUGUUCUGGCACAUGUUCAAAGAACACUUACGAAUAGUAUGGCCAUACGAUUUUCGUGACUGUUAUACCAGGAACAUGCAACUGGGAACAUAUGGCCUUUCGCCUUUAUUCAAAGAGAAGAUCCACGACUUGAGAUCUUGGACAAUGGCACCAGACUUUUUUGCCCAAUUUCCUGAGUUAAUGCAGGAUAUACCAAAGUUUCCGGGUCAACCGUCAAGGCCGGCGAGAAAUGAUGGCGAGGAUGAAAGUCAAUCUCCAAGAACCGAUAACGACAUGAAGAACCGCGUCUUAUUCCCCACAUCUUCUCAUGUAAGCGGCUUGUUUUUGAGCGAGCUCGGGAUCGACAGCGUCACAGAUUGCUUCGACUUCUGA